Messenger RNA from Acanthosepion pharaonis, 717 nucleotides. NCBI's taxonomy places the organism in Eukaryota, Metazoa, Mollusca, Cephalopoda, Sepiida, Sepiidae. The record is from the annotation of a GenBank genome assembly.
AUGUCAUUUUUCUUCUAUUUUAUUGUGUUUUUCUCAAUUUUCUUAUUUUUCUCGAUUUUAUUUUUCAAUUUCCUUUUUUUUUUUCUUUCUUCCUCUUUUUAUCCUUUUACUCUAUUUUCAUCUUCUGCUCACUGUCUUCUUCUCUUCUAUUUUGUCUUCAUUCAUUUUGUCUUCAUCACUAUUUUCUUUUUUCCUGUUUCUUCUCCCUUUUUAUUUUCUUCUCAAAUAAAUUCUUCUACUCUUUAUCUGUCAUCUUCUUUCGUAUUUUCUUCUUUGUUUUUUUCUAUUUUCUUCUUUCCUAUUAUCUUCUUCUUGUCGGCUGUUUCUUCUUCACUAAUUAUCUCUUCUUUUCUACGUUCAUUUUUGGGUCUAUUUUUUUCUUCUUUUCUUCUCAAUCACCCCCUCUUUCUCUUUUAUUUUCUUCUUCUUAUAUAUUUUCGUAUUCCUUUAUAUUUUUCUUCCUCUUUUUCAUCUUUCUAUUAUCCUUCUUCUUCUUCUUCUUCUUCUUCUUCUUCUUCUUCCUUAUUUUCAUGUAUUUUUAAAAGAAUUUUCCUUUAUAUUUUCGCCUGCUUUUCAAUUUUCUUAUCUUCUAUUUUAUUUUCCUCCAUUUUUUCUUCCUCGUUACUUUCUUAUUUUUCCUAUUUCUUUUUCUUUCUCUAUUUUCUUCAUAUUCUUUUUCUUCGCUUCUUUUUCCCAUAUACUUCUUUUUAUCACUGA